GAAAGAUUUGUCUCCUGAGGAACACAUGCAUGCAUACGCGUUUCUUUGGAUGCAGAAUUGUAGGGAUUUUUCAUUUAAUACUCAUUCAGUGGUCGAAUUUUCGAUUUGGAAUUGAUAGAGCAGCUGAUUCCAAUGUCUGAAUUCCUGUGUUUUAGAUGCGUGCCCGAUUCAGUAUUGUGUUCCAUUGUAGGUUAAGUACGCGCUAGACAUACUUAUAGUCAUCAGUUACCAGCGUAUGAUGAGAAUUGAGAAAUUUGCUCGGUGCCUCGUGUGUUUCUGUUUCCAAUUUGAGAGUUUCUAUCCCUUUUUAUGGGGAAAAUUCCUGCAAUGUUGUAAAUUGAUGUUUUUGCCGUUCUUUUGCAGAUGGAAACAACUUGUGGUUCUCUUUUGACUGAAUUACAGAAAAUAUGGAAUGAAAUUGGAGAGCCUGAGGCUGAAAGGGACAGAAUGAUUUUGGAGCUCGAACAGGAGUGUUUGCAGUUGUACAGGAGAAAAGUGGAUCAAACAAGCAAACACAGAGCUCAGUUACGGAAAGCUGUAGCCGAUGCGGAAUCAGAACUUGCGUUCAUUUGUGCUGCAUUAGGAGAACCACCAAUGCAUAUCAAGCAGACAGCUGGAAGUCUAAAGGUGCAACUUCAGACAGUCAGUAGCCUACUGGAUGAGAUGCAAAGGAAGAAAAAGGACAGGAAGAGUAUGUUUAUAGAAGUCGUGGAGCAGAUCAACCAUAUCAUAAAGGAGCUUCAUGCAUCUGAUGAAGCAAAUAAGUCCCUGAUAGUUAUUGACGACAGUGAUCUGUCAUUGAAAAAGCUAGAGGAUUUGAAGAUUCAAUUGCAUGACCUUGAAAAGGAGAAGAGCAAACGUCUGAAGCAGGUUUUCGACCAUUUGAGUACACUUAGUUCACUGUGCUUGGUUCUUGGUUUGGACUUUAAACUCACAGUUAGUGAGAUUCAUCCGACACUUGACGAUUCACAUGGCUCAAGAAGUAUCAGCUCACAUACAAUUGAGAAAUUAUUUAUUGCAAUACAAAAACUCAAUGAUUUCAAGUUACAGAGGCUGGAAAAGCUUCAAAAUCUUGCUGCUACCAUGGUGGAGCUUUGGUGUUUGAUGGAUACACCAGUGGAGGAGCAACUAAGGUUCCAGAAUGUUACUCGAAAAAUAGCAGCUUCAGGGAAUGAGAUAUUUGAGCCGAAAUCUCUCUCCUUGGAUUUCAUUAAAUAUGCUGAAGCAGAAGUGUCUAGGCUGCAAGAGAUGAAAUCCAGCAAAAUUAAGGAGGUUCUCUUGAAGAAGAGAAUGCAACUAGAGCAAUUAUGCAGGGAGGCUCAUAUGGUAGUUGAUGCUCAUAAAUCCAUUGACUACUCUGUUGAGACAAUUGAAUCUGGGGCAAUUGAUCCUUCUUAUCUUCUAGAGCAAAUUGAAGUUCAAAUUUCUAAGGUGAAAGAGGAAGCUUAUAGCCGGAAAGAAUUGCUCGAGAAGAUUGAAAAAUGGCUGGCUGCUUGUGAAGAAGAGAGUUGGCUGGAAGAAUACAACAGGGAUGAUAAUCGUUAUAAUGCUGGGAAAGGUGCACAUCUAAUGUUGAAGCGUGCUGAGAGAGCUAGAGCUCUUGUCAACAAAAUUCCAGCAAUGGUAGAACUAUUGACAUCCAAAGCCAGAGCAUGGGAAAAACAAAGAGGAGUUGAAUUUUUGUAUGAUGGGGUUGGCCUUCUUUAUAUGCUUGAUCAAUAUCGCAUCUUACAGCAGGAGAAAGAGCAAGAACGUCAAAGGGAGAGGGAUCAGAAGAAGCUUCAUGGGCAAAUGAUGGUUGAGAAAGAAGCACUCUUUGGAUCAAAACCAAGUCCCUCGAACAGCGGAAGGAAGACAGCAGGAUCUUCUACCGUCGGUGCCAAUAGUAAGAGAUUUUCAGUAGGGGGAGCAAUGCUUCAAAAUGCUCAUGCCGAGAAGGCAAUGUUCUCUUCUCAUGCUUACAACAAGAGUGACUCCUUGAAGCAGCCUAACAUGAGGAACAUUCAACAAAGCAGAAGUGCAGUGUUAUCUUCAGGGAAGAGAAACACUCCAGGAUUACCAUCGAAGAAGCCUUCUAAUAUUGGAUCAAAUCCAAAAUCAACUGAACCCAAAUUGAUAAGGAAACCGCUUUCCCCUUUAUCAUCAUUUUCAUGCCAAGUCAACAAUGCCAAUCUUCUUCCAUACGAUCGCUAUGAAAGAAAAGAGAACCAGGAUGUCAUCAGCAAAGCAGGUCUCCCGGUAACCCCAAGCAAGGUAAUUUCUGCAUUUGGUGGGAGUGAAACAACCCCAAAGAAGAUGCCAAUUCCGAUGCCUUCCACUCCCCCAACAGUGUCCGUUACAAUGCAGAUGGCCAUGACUCCUGCAACGCCUUAUAUUCCUUCGGGUAAUAGAGGAAUGGAGUGUUCUUUUGAAGAGAGAAGGGCAGGUUUCAUCGCUUUUUAA
This is a messenger RNA of Oldenlandia corymbosa var. corymbosa, 2442 nucleotides long. Lineage: Eukaryota; Viridiplantae; Streptophyta; Magnoliopsida; Gentianales; Rubiaceae. The record is from the annotation of a GenBank genome assembly.